AUGGUUUCAGCAAUAUACAUUCUCCACUAUCCGACCGAUAGGGAUUCCUUUCGAGAUACCUCGAAUUUCGAAUGCUUGACGAGUCGUCGGUACCACGACGACCAUGUACCCGAUGACAAUUUCAUCUUGAGUCUGUUUUACAAGAGGUUGGAGAGACUAGACGAGGGCGACCAAUUGCCGGUUCUAUACAUAAACCGAAUGUCAUAUGUGUAUCUUCGGUGCGCCAAUGGAGUUCUUAUUUUGGCUGUGACCCCCAGUAACGACAACGUGAUGCUGAUGAUUAUGUUUUUGAGGAGCUUUGAGUUGAUUUUGAUUCACUACUUGUGCAAGAAAAAGAAACUGGACCGACCGUUUACAAAGGAGACGAUCUUGGACAACUUGAUCAUCAUAACUGAGUUGUUUGACGAGUGUAUGGAUUUUGGCAUUUUGCAAGUCACAGAUUAUAAGUUACUCGAGGAAUACAUCAAGGCUGAACCCAAUUUGCCCAAACUCGAAAUUGACAACGACUACGAAAAUUCUAGCUCGUCUCAUGACGAGGGAGAAGAAGAUGGUGAUGAUGCAAAAGUUGAUGAAGCAGAAAGGAGCCAGAAUAAUAGGAAUAGUAAUAAUAAAAAGAAGAAGAAGAAGAAUGAUAAAAAGAAGGGGGCAAUCAAAUCGACGCAUAACCAAGCAGUGAAAACAGACGUGUUGGACAAAGGUUCGCAAGUUGUCAACAGUUCUAUACUAAGGACGUACUCGCUGGCGAUACAUUGGCGACCAAAGGGAAUCUUUUACGCCAAGAAUGAAAUAUUUGUGGAUAUAAUUGAAGAUUGCGAGUUCAUCUUUGACUUGGAGACCAGCCUGAUUAAGCGGAACGAGAUUCAUGGCACAUGUGUGUUGAAGUCGUACCUCUCGGGGAUACCGAUUUGCCGGGUGGGCUUUAAUGAAGGGCGCAUGACGUCACUAAGGUAUGAUGACGAGGAUAUCAUCGAGGUCAACAACCGCAACACCAACAACAACAACAACAACAACAACCUGGAGGCGAGUGAGCCGUUGCCGGAGAACCAAAUUGCAUGUGUCGUCGAGGAAGAGGAAGAGGAAGAAGGAGAAGAAGAAGACGAAGAAGAACAUACUGGUGAUGGUAACAAGGACAAUGCAAGUGAGUAUAGCUCCGAGACGUCGUCAAUGUCAUCCCUGGCAAGGAGAGCCCAAGCGCACAAGUUCCCCAUUAGAAGCAUUCAGUUCCACCAGUGCAUAGAACUUUCCAAAAUUUAUAACGAAAACAUAAUGACUUUUAUCCCACCCGACGACAAGUUUGUCUUGAUGUCGUACAACAUUGACCAACAAAAGAACAGAAAGAAGCCGCCGCUCAUCUUGAUCAAGCCUGUGUUCAAGAUUGUCAAAAACGCGCGAGCAUUGCAAGUCAUGUGCACUCUAACGACGAAUUUCCCACGGAGGCGCCAUUGCAAGAAUUUGAUAUUGAGGAUUCCUGUGAAUCCAUUUUUAUUUGAGUUGAAUUUGGAUAUGAACUUGAAAUUCAAAGCUGAAAAAGGUGACGUUUCCUUAAAGAUUGACCGCAUGGAGGUGAUUUGGAAAAUUGAGAGUAUCGACGGAAAGCAGACAGUGAGAAUGAUGUGCGAGCUAAGUUUGCUCAACUCAGCGGCAAUCACCGAGUCCACGAUUUCCGAUUUUGUUCAUCGAAGGAUUUCGAAAGAAGAGUUGAUGAAGCGGGACCAGCACGUGGCGAAUGGUGAGUUGGAGGAUGAUCUCGCCGAGGCCAAGCACGAGCUAGAUGGAUUCUAUGGAGUCAAUGGCCACGGCAGUAGCUCGAUGAGGUCAGCGUUAAUCGAACGGAUCAAAAGAAACUUUGUUAGCGACGAUAUCGUGGCGUCGUUCAAAAUCCCCAUGUUUACCCACUCGGGUUUGAAAUUGACCUAUCUUUCCGUCGAGGAAGACCAAAUGAAGUACCCCUGUUUUCCGUGGGUUAGAUAUUUGACUGAAAGUGUCGAUAGUGAGAUGUCGGUUUCUGUUCCAGAUCGAGACCACCAUCACGUUCAUGAUUCUACUUAUAGGUUCAAGUUGGGGGUGAGUUCCUUUAUAAUCACUUAG
Lodderomyces beijingensis is the source of this 2088-nucleotide messenger RNA. Lineage: Eukaryota; Fungi; Ascomycota; Pichiomycetes; Serinales; Debaryomycetaceae. The record is from the annotation of a GenBank genome assembly.